Messenger RNA from Hordeum vulgare subsp. vulgare (domesticated barley), 3115 nucleotides. Its product is annotated as pentatricopeptide repeat-containing protein At5g04780, mitochondrial. Gene Ontology annotation, biological process: RNA modification. The transcript is spliced from 2 exons. Gene Ontology annotation, molecular function: RNA binding; zinc ion binding; protein binding. NCBI's taxonomy places the organism in Eukaryota, Viridiplantae, Streptophyta, Magnoliopsida, Poales, Poaceae. The coding region runs from base 530 to 2422 and encodes 630 amino acids. The record is from RefSeq and is a predicted model, not a curated record.
GCCUGCCCGUUUCUUCCUCGCCACGCCGUUCGCGCGCCUUCCGAUCGUUUAAUUCCUAGGCCACCCACCUCCAACUCACCGACGCCCGUCUCCUCUUCCUCGUUCCGCUACUCUCCGUGGGCGCCGGGCGCAUAGUGCUUGCUUCUUCUACCCCCGGUGGCUGGUGGCGCCCUCUGGCCGCUGUCGAGGCUCUCGUCUGCACCGCGCGUUGAGGGUGUUCGACGGAAUGUCCCACCGGUCGGCUGAGUUAUCGGAUCAUAUCUGCUUUCUGAAGAGGCAUCAGAGUGUGACGAGGAUCAUAUAGUUGUGACUGACUUGCUUUUCUUUCAGAGAUUCUAAUAUCAGGAAUUCAUACAGGUGGACUAAUGAGAGAAGUGUCCAUGCCAUCCUGCAGUGCUCUUGACAGCAUCUAAACAUAUUUCAGAUUAGUUGUCCCUUUCUGUGAUUCACCAGAAAGCGGUGCAAAUUUGGUUGGCAAAGUUAUCCUUUUCAGUCAUAUUCUGGAUGUAUCAGUAGCUGUCUUCCAUAGAUGGGUAUUCCAUUUAACUACCCUGCCAUAAAUCAGAGGACAAAUUGUCCAAGUGUAGGAUGGUCUGGAAUGUGUCUUGCUGCUCGUUUUCUUUGUAACAUCCGCAACCAUAACAAUUCCCUAAAGGGUAAAAGGCAUGGUAGGAUUGACAGAAAUUUGAUUGACAUGUUUGCGCUCCGUGAGCUUCUGCAACUAUGUGCAAAGAGGAGGUCCCUCCUGGUUGGGAAAAGCUGCCAUGGGCUAGCCAUUCAUUUUGGUCUGGUAACAGAUACUGUUGCAUGCAAUAUUCUAAUCAACCUGUACACAAAAUGUGGUCGGAAUGAUUGUGCUCGUCAUGUUUUUGAUGCAAUGCUUGCCAGAAGCAUAGUCUCAUGGAAUACCAUGAUUGCUGGAUAUACUCAGAGUGGAGAGGAUGUACAAGCUCUGAAGCUUUUUCAAAGGAUGCACCGAGAAGGGAGACAGCUGACUGAAUUUACUUUAUCCAACAUAAUCUGUGCCUGUGCUGCAAAAUAUGCUAUCAAUGAAUGCAAGCAAUUACACACUAUUGCAUUCAAACUUGCAUUGGACUCAAACAGCUUUGUUGGGACAGCAAUUCUAGAUGUUUAUGCAAAAUGUAAUAUGAUUAAGGAUGCCUGCUGGGUUUUUGAGAAGAUGCCUGAGAGAACUUUAGUUACAUGGAGUUCAUUGUUCGCAGGAUAUGUGCAGAAUGGUCUUCACGAAGAAGCAUUAUGUUUAUUUCGGAAUGCCCAAAGGGAAGGAGUAAAAUUGACUGAAUUCACCCUUUCUGCUAUCAUCAGCGCAUGUGCAAGCUUAGCAUUGAAAAUUGAAGGGACACAACUGCAUGCAGUUAUUGUGAAAUGUGGUUUUCAUGAGAACUUCUUUGUGGCAGCAUCUCUUGUGAAUGUGUAUGCAAGGUGUGGCCAGGUUGAAAAAUCUUAUGCACUAUUUGCUUAUAUGGAACAGAAGAAUGUUGUCAUAUGGAAUGCAAUGAUUGCUGGUUUUUCGAGGCAUGGCCAUUCUUGGGAAGCUAUGAUUCUCUUUGAGAAAAUGCACCAGUUAUGUAUUUUUCCGAACGAAGUUACCUAUCUCUCCAUGUUAUCACUGUGCAGUCAUGCAGGUUUAGUUGAAGAGGGUCAUCACUACUUUAACCUGCUAAUAUCUGAUCAGACUGUUGAACCUAACGUCCUUCACUAUUCUUGCAUGGUUGAUGUUCUGGGUCGAUCUGGGAAGACUGAUGAGGCCUGGGAAUUGCUUCACAAAAUGCCAUUUGAACCAACUGCUUCGAUGUGGGGAUCUUUGCUUGGGUCAUGCAGGAACUACAAUAAUAGUGGCUUAGCCAGAAUAGCUGCCGAACAGCUUUUCCAACUUGAGCCUGACAAUGGAGGGAACCAUGUUUUGCUGUCAAAUGUAUAUGCUGCCAGCGGGAACUGGGAGAAUGUUCUGAUGACAAGGAAAUAUUUGAAGGAUAGUGGUGCCAAGAAAGAAAUAGGCAGGAGUUGGAUUGAAGCAAAGGGCAAAAUUCAUGUCUUUGUUGUUGGAGAGAGAAAGCACCCAGCAAUCACUGAUAUCUACAACAAGUUGGAGGAAAUUUAUCACGAUAUGAGAAAAUUUGCUCACAUAACCAAAAUAGAAUGCGAUCUGCAUGAUGUUCAUGAUGACCAAAAAGAGGAGCUGCUUAAACAUCAUAGUGAGAAGUUAGCACUUGCUUUUGGGUUAAUCAGCUUGCCUCCUAAUAUACCAAUUAUAAUACACAAGAACCUUAGGAUAUGCGGGGACUGUCAUUCAUUCAUGAAGGUUGCAGCCCAUAUUACUAAACGUCUAUUCAUUGUCAGAGAUACCAAUAGAUUUCACCAUUUUAAGGAUGGCUCAUGUUCUUGCGGGGACUUUUGGUGAUGUAAGGCUGAAUUGGAGAAUGGCAGUCAUCUACCAGUGGUAUUCUAUUCAUGUAGCAACUUAUUGCCUAUCAGUAGUGGCACUGCAACACUAAAUAUCUUUGUCAGGACUGAUCUUGACAGCUUUGCCAUUCAAGUCAAUAAUGUCAUGCUGCUGGCUCCAUGUAAUAUCAACACUGUCAUCUGAUCUGCGUAUAAGAAAUGGAAGCAUGCAAGUCCUUGGUUAACUGAAUAGACUGCGUCACCAACAAAGCUGUAUCUUGUACAUGACGGGCCACAUAUUUUUUCUGUGGUCCAAUAAAGAUAUAUAUAAUAGGAAGUGGAUGCAAUAUUUGUUCUUACAGAAAUAGACAUGGGAAGUGGAUUUCUUCUCGCCUCAACACUUGCUGAAUUCAGUGAAGAAGUCUGCUAUGCCACUUGGUACUACCAGUGUAAUUAUGGAGAACUGUACCAGCUGAUGCACAUUGUGGUUCCAGCUCCUUAUGAUCGAACCUUUCUUGUCAUUCUUUCCGCUCGAACAGUGAUGAACCCUGGAAAGUGGUACAUUUCGGUCUCCUUCCCCUAGCACUACUCCUGACAUAUUCAAUUUCUGGAACAGUUCAUUCCCUAUACUGUAUUUAAAUAUCUUGCAUUUGAACAUAUUUUGUACUAGCAAUUCGUGGCUUUAAGAAAUUGAGUAAGAUCUUUUCUUGAA